GGCAGCGGGACGGCGCCAUGCGGGGCGGCGCGGUGCUGUGCGGGCUGCUGCUGUCGCUGGCCUGGCUGGGCCCGGCGUGGGGGGCCGAGGGGGGGGAGGAGGACGGGGAGGUGGUGGUGGCUGAGGAGGAGGAGGAGGAUGAAGAGGAUGAGGUGCUCUCGGAUGAGCUGGAGGAGGAGGACGGCGUCCUGGUGCUCCACGAGCACAACUUCGAGCGCGCCCUGCGCGAGCACCGGCUGCUGCUGGUGGAGUUCUACGCUCCGUGGUGCGGGCACUGCCGCCGCCUGGCCCCCGAGUUCGCCCGUGCGGCCGCGUUGCUGAGGAACGGAUCGGAGUCAGCACGGCUGGGCAAGGUGGACGCCGUGGCGCAGACGGCCCUGAGCGCCGAGUUCCACAUCGAGGCCUUCCCCACGCUCAAACUCUUCCGCGACGGCAAUCGCACCCACCCUGUGGCGUACAGCGGCCGCAUGGACGCCGAGGGCAUGGCGCUCUGGGUGCAGCGCCGGGCCGGGCCCAGCGCCACGUUGCUGCACGACGCCGACACCGCCGCCGCCUUCGUCAGCGCGCGGGACAUCGCCGCCGUGGGCUUCUUCAAGGACCUGCGCGGGGAGGCGGCGCGGGCGUUCUACGAGGUGGCCGCGGAGGUGGUGGAUGUGGCGUUCGGGGUGGCCGAGGCGGAUGAGCUGUUCGAGGCGUAUGGGCUGUCGGCCGACACCGUCUGCCUCUUCAAGAAGUUCGAUGAGGGGCGGACGGACUUCCCCGUGGACCCGGAGCAGGGCCUGGACGUGGCCAAGCUGACGCGGCUGCUCCGCGUGCACAGCCUGCAGUUGGUGAUGGACUUCUCCAAUGAGACCUCCAGCCAGAUCUUUGGGGCCAAGAUCCCCCACCACAUGCUGCUCUUCCUCAACACCUCCGUAGCAGAGCAGCAGGCGCUGCGGGAUGAGUUCCGUGUGGCUGCUGGCACCUUCCGGGGCGAGGUGCUCUUCGUGGUGGUGGAUGUGGAUGGGUACGGUGCCACCGUUCUGCCCUUCUUUGGCCUGAAGCCCAGCGAUGCGCCCACACUGCGCUUCAUCAAGAUGGAGAACAACCGCAAGUACCGCAUGGAGGAGGACGCCUUCUCAGCCACGGCCGUACGCGACUUCGUGCGGGCAGUGCUGGACGGCAAGGUGAAGCCCCAGCUGCUGAGCGCAGAGCCCCCCGAGGACUGGGACACGCGGCCCGUUAAAGUGCUCGUGGGGAAGACCUUUGAGCAGGUGGCGUUCGAUGAGACCAAGAACGUCUUCGUGAAGUUCUAUGCGCCAUGGUGCACCCACUGCCAGGAGAUGGCGGCUGCCUGGGAGGAGCUGGGCGAGCGCUACAAGGACCACGAGGACAUCGUCAUUGCUGAGAUGGACGCCACGGCCAACGAGCUGGAGAACAUCACCAUCAGCGGAUACCCAACACUGCACUACUUCCCUGCUGGGCCGGGCAGGAAGAUGGUUGAAUACAGGAGCGCCCGAGACGUGGAGACCUUCUCCAAGUUCCUGGAAAAUGGAGGGAAGCUGCCGGAGGAGCCACCCACGGUGUCCAAGGCCCCGGAGAACAGCACAGAGUCACCGAGCCCAUCCGGUGCAGCUGAAGCACGGGAGGAGCUGUGAGCCCCGUCCUGCUGCAGUGGGCAUUAUAAAUGACCCUGGAAAUGAUGCGGGCUCUGUUUGUGUCUGUGGGGUGCAGCUGACAGCCUCUGCUGGGGGGGCACACAGCACUGAAUGGUGCCUGCUGGGCCUCUUGGGGACACAGUGAAGCUGGUGGGUGCCACAAGGGGGGGUUGAGCCCACUGGGGUGUGCAGGGCAGAAUCCAUCCCACGGGCAGCUCGGGCUCAGACACCCACAGCACUGAGCAUUCCCAUGGAGGGGGUGCUGCCUUUGCCUCCCCGUGAUGCUGGACCCAACACAGCCCUGGGCACGCUGCGAUGCUCAUCCUUCUGACCCUGCAGUGUCAGAGCGCUGCAGGCAGCCCAGGUUGGCCCUCGUGCUGCCCCAGGCAUGGGGCUGAGCUGUCAGGGUGUUGGGGAUGAAGGAACCACAGAGGGCUUUCAGCUUUGUGGCCCCAAACGGGGCUCCAAAGAGUCCUCUGGAGCCUUUCCAAUGCCUGGCUCACAGCCUCAGGACCCCCCUGGCACUCCCUCGGUCCCCAGCACCGUCCCCUCUCUCUGAGCUGCUGCUCUCCGGCCAUAAGCAAUGGCUCUGGGACCCAAAUGCCCACCCCGUGGGCAGCCCCACCGUGUGCCCGCGGCCCUGGGCCAAAGCAGGGCCCUUCUGUCUGCUCCCAUUCACCAACUGUCUCAGCCCGCUCCCAUGUCUGCUCCGCGGGGAAGGAAGAAACCAGAAGGCACCGGGAUGUGGGGUUUUAUUUCAUUUUAUCCAAGUACCUUUGAAAAGAUCAUUGUACAAGUCAGCACAUGAGGAUGCACAGGAGACGUCACCAGGGCUGCACGGCCGCUGGACGACGCUGCGCUCAGCAAAUGUACAUAUUUACAGGGAACCCCCUGAGAAAAAAAAGGGGGAGACGGAAAUCCCAGGCAUGGUAACAACCUCACCAGACACAACACCAUCAGAACUUAAAAACGAGGGAGGAAAGACGUUCGUAACACUGUUCCCUGGCUGAAAACGAUUGCAGAUUUUGCUGGACUUCACGUAGUGAUAGGCAAGUCACAGAACCAUGUUUAAAGGCACUCGGUGACGUGUACAAGAGGCUGAGCUGUCCCCACACGGUGCCACUCGGCCCCAGCCCCGCAGGCAGCCGAGUUGUGCCCCAAUGUACUGCAGCAGCAGUGAGCAAUGGGGCACACGGGUGGGCAGGGCAGGUGCUGACGUGGGACCCCCGAGGAGCUGGCGCUGGGGGCACAGGGACUGGGUUUGCCCAAGGGCCAGUGCAGAGCUGCGGCUGCUGGGGCACAGAGCACAGCCUGGGCUGGUGGGAAGGGCAGGGCUGAGGGCAGGUGGAGCUGAGCUCAGUCCCAUCUGUACCCCGGUCGUCGCCCCUUACAGUGACUGCAGUGUUCGGGGGACCUGGCCGUACAACAGCCCCACGACUCCUUUGCUGCUGCUGGUUUUGGACCACAGUGCCCUCAGCUGCCUCCCCACAGACACAGAACCUGACAGAGGACACCGGACUCAUAACAUGAUUGUUUUUGUCCUCAGACUGGAGUGUCUAAUCGGUUUCCUCCCCAUACUA
Molecule: messenger RNA, 3217 nt
Organism: Gallus gallus (chicken)
Lineage: Eukaryota; Metazoa; Chordata; Aves; Galliformes; Phasianidae
Gene: PDIA2
Product: protein disulfide isomerase family A member 2
Exons: 11
Coding region: 18-1637 (539 amino acids)
Biological process (GO): protein folding; response to endoplasmic reticulum stress
Cellular component (GO): endoplasmic reticulum
Molecular function (GO): protein disulfide isomerase activity
Source: RefSeq, a predicted model, not a curated record